Emiliania huxleyi CCMP1516 is the source of this 1188-nucleotide messenger RNA. Its product is annotated as mitochondrial import receptor subunit tom40. Gene Ontology annotation, molecular function: transmembrane protein transporter activity. NCBI's taxonomy places the organism in Eukaryota, Haptophyta, Isochrysidales, Noelaerhabdaceae. Gene Ontology annotation, biological process: protein import into mitochondrial matrix. The coding region runs from base 69 to 923 and encodes 284 amino acids. Gene Ontology annotation, cellular component: mitochondrial outer membrane translocase complex; mitochondrial outer membrane. The transcript has 7 exons. The record is from RefSeq and is a predicted model, not a curated record.
ACAACCGAGAGCCACCUGGUAGGCUCAGGCUCUCGGUGCCGCAGCCUGAUCCGGGCCCGGACAUCGCGAUGCUGAAGCGCUUCAUGGCCGACCUUCCCAACCCGGGCACGCUUGAGCAGCUCAAACGCGAGGCGCAGGGCAUUCUCUCGCCUGACGUCUUCGACGGCGCACGCUUCGAGUUCAACAAGACGCUCAGCCCAAAGUUUGCGCUGAACCACAACGUCUUUCUGGGCUCGGCGCAGAUGCCUGCGUCGUACGAGUUCGGCGCCAACUUUGGCGACGAGCGCGUGUUGAUUGCGAGCCGCGUCGACAUGGGCGGCCGUCUCAACGGCCGGAUCAACGCGCAGUUUGGCGAGUCGUUUGCCGCGAGGCUGCAGGCGCAGGCGUCGCCAGAGUCGCCGGGGCAGAUGCAGUCGCUCAAGGCCGAUCUGGACUACAAGGGCUCCACCUGCUGCGCCGGCGCCACCUACAUGGGCGGCGGCCUCCUCGGCGCCAACCUCAUGCAGAGCAUCACUCCGUGGCUGGCAGUGGGUGGCGAGGGCUUCUACCACACGCAGAAGGAGGUGAAGGGGGGUGCGGUGGCUGCGCGGGCGCAGUGGGGGCACAAGGGCGAGCACGUCGCCACCGCAAAGGCGGGCUCCUUCGGAAACGUCGAGCUCUCCUACCAGCGCAAGGUGAGCGACAAGGUCGGCCUCGCCACAGAAAUGCAGUACUACCACAACCAGUUCUGCAACUUCGGGGUGGGGUACGAGUUUCGCUUGCGGCAGGCCACCUUCAAGGGGCUGAUACAGUCGGACACGACCUGCAGCGCCUCGCUCGAGGAGCGGAUCAACCCAAACAUGAACCUGAUGCUCUCCGGCCAGCUCAACCACAAGAAGAAGGACUAUAAGUUCGGAUUCGGCGUGGUGAUCGGGGCGGCGUGAAUGGCCCAUCGCGCGCUCGGGAGGGGCAUGAUUCGUAUAUUGGUGUCACAGGGGGCGGGCGGAUUGGCGUUGGGCUCGUUGGGGCCCACAGGCUGUGGGACUGACAUGGACCUGGACCUGUACCUGUGCCGCUGUGGGACUCGCGAGCCGCGCGAUCAUGUCCCCGCGCGCUCCGCUCCAUUGCUCAGUGGUUGUCUUCUAUUCGCGCGCGCUUCGUGCCUCAAUAAGUUCAUCUAUUUGAGUAUUGAAAUUGAGAGACCCACCG